AUGGCUAAAAGAGCAGUUCUUGUAGGAUGCAAUUACCAAGGAACAAAAGCUGAACUCAAAGGAUGUAUUAAUGAUGUGAAAAGGAUGUAUAAAUCACUUGUAGAAAAAUAUGGAUUUGCAGAAGAAGAUAUAACCGUUUUGAUUGAUACUGAUGAUUCUUACAUUCAACCAACUGGUAAGAACAUCAGAAAGGAAAUAUCGGAUUUAAUUACAUCUGCUGAACCUGGUGAUGUUUUAUUCUUUCAUUACAGUGGUCAUGGAACUCGUCUCCCUGCUAAAACCGGUGAAGAUGACGAUACUGGUUAUGAUGAAUGCAUUGUACCUACUGAUAUGAAUCUUAUCACUGAUGAUGAUUUCAGGGAGUAUGUGGAUCAAGUCCCAGAAGGUUGUAAGAUAACAAUUGUAUCGGAUUCGUGUCACAUCGGAGGUUUGAUUGAUGAAGCUAAAGAACAGAUUGGAGAAAGUACUAAAGGUUAUCAAGAACAGUGUUCUGGAUUUGGAUUCAAGCAUUUCUUGCACCGGAAAGUCAACGAUGCUUUGGAAUCUCGUGGCAUUCAUUUGCCUAGAAGACGCCACCAUAGGGAUGAAGAAGAAGAAGAAGAAGAGCAAGAAGAAGAGGAUGAAUCUGUAAAGAACAAAUCACUUCCUAUGUCAAUUUUGAUUGAAAUCCUGAAACAGAAAACAGGCAAAGAUGACAUUGAUGUUGGAAAGAUUCGUCCUACAUUGUUCGAUGUGUUCGGAGAAGAUUCCAGCCCAAAGGUGAAGAAAUUCAUGAAGGUUAUAUUGGAAAAACUCCAAAGUGGUGACCAUGGUGGACUCAUGGGAAUGGUCGGGUUAUUAGCUCAAGAAUUUUUAAAGCACAAACUAGACGAAAAUGAUGACAACUACGCCGAACCUGCAAUGGAAACAAAAGUUGGCAGCAAAACAGAAGCUUAUGCUGGGUCGAAUAAGCGAACACUACCUGAUGGUGGGAUCCUGGUUAGUGGAUGCCAGAGUUUGUAG
This is a messenger RNA of Papaver somniferum (opium poppy), 1002 nucleotides long. Its product is annotated as metacaspase-4-like. Gene Ontology annotation, molecular function: cysteine-type endopeptidase activity. NCBI's taxonomy places the organism in Eukaryota, Viridiplantae, Streptophyta, Magnoliopsida, Ranunculales, Papaveraceae. The coding region runs from base 1 to 1002 and encodes 333 amino acids. The record is from RefSeq and is a predicted model, not a curated record. Gene Ontology annotation, biological process: proteolysis. The transcript is spliced from 2 exons.